Molecule: messenger RNA, 1321 nt
Organism: Tigriopus californicus
Lineage: Eukaryota; Metazoa; Arthropoda; Copepoda; Harpacticoida; Harpacticidae
Gene: fsd
Product: transmembrane protein 183A-like
Exons: 2
Coding region: 191-1249 (352 amino acids)
Biological process (GO): regulation of protein stability
Cellular component (GO): SCF ubiquitin ligase complex
Source: RefSeq, a predicted model, not a curated record
ACCCAACCUAACCUAACACGAUAAUAAUAGCCUUUAAGGUCUCUCUCCAAACGUUUCUAACAAUUUGUCACAAUUUUAAAAAUGAGCACCGCCAACUAAUCGGUGGACAAUAACGUUUAUCUAGAUGAGCUAGUCCGGAAACUAGCUUCGUAAACAAACCUCGCUUAAUGUAUCGUCCUCUGAGAUUGAAAUGGGCGGAAAAAGGCGUAGAAAUGCUCCCAGGAGACGGCUAAUCCCCGACCUGGCCUUGCCCGCUGAUCAUGUGUCUGUGCAGCAUUUUGCAGAUGCCAAACCCGACAUGAGGGGCAAAUCUCGCGUGUCCAAAUCCCUCUUGUCGGCCUCUUCAGUCCGUGGACUGGAAAAGCUGAAUCAAAGUGGUGCAAUCUUAGAAGAACACUCGAGCCUGCCCGACGAUUGGGAGGAGCCACUCCACGAUUACACUGUGGACAAAAUGAAGGGUAUGGUCUACGACGUGUUCCCCUCCGAUUUCUGGGAUGUUUUAAGUCGCCAUAUCGAACCCCCAGAAGUGCAGACUUUUAGCCUCAUCAAUCGAUACACGUGGGCCAUCGUCCGCACGGCGGGAUUCUGGGCACAGCUUUUCCGGCGCUAUUACCGUCCAGAUGCGCAUCUGCCGGAAGAAUUGGACCCUACCGACAUGCGCCGCUUACGAGGUUUGAAAUCCCGUGUGAUUCGAAGCCUCUUCUAUUUGUACAAACCGUACCUCACGGCCCCUAGAAAGAAAAUCCAAGAACCCUACCUCAUCAAAGGAUACAUCUGUCAAAAAUGGUGGUUGAAUCAGAUCAAUGGCAAGGGCUUCCAAUUCUUCUUCAAGUUCCAGAAACAGAGAAAAUCUCAAUUGAAUAAAUGGGGCCAACGACCAAAAGUUCCGGCUGUUAAGUUUGAUCAAGACCAGGUAGAAGAUCAGGAAGUCUAUUUGGGCGAUGGUUCACGGAACAUGUCUUAUUGUGAUAUCUUCCAUAAUCCGGAAGACUCCUGCGUUUUACUGGAGAUUCGAACUAACGGCUUUUGCCAUGUGCCUUAUACAAUAUUGGGUUCAAAACUGAUCGAUAUCAGUGUGAAUGUGUGCGGGGCAGGAUUUCAGUUUCAAAAGCUAGCCAUGAGUUUUGUUCCGGCACACCAGUAUUCAAUCAAUUGUGAUAAUCUAACCAGUGUGAUAUUGAACGGUGUGGCAGCCUUUAGAUUGGUGAAUUGGUACGAACCAACGUACAUGCAAAUUGUCAAGUCAUAAAUAUGUUGAAAUAUAGCCACAUUCACGGGAACCAAUUAACAAAUGCUAACAAGAGUUUUAAUUUUAAUUGUA